Messenger RNA from Rotaria socialis, 312 nucleotides. The record is from the annotation of a GenBank genome assembly. NCBI's taxonomy places the organism in Eukaryota, Metazoa, Rotifera, Eurotatoria, Philodinida, Philodinidae.
AUGGAAUCUUUUAAAAACGAUGAACUUGACGAUGACUCACGUAGUUCGCUUGCCAAUGAAGAGAGCAAUAUGAGUGAUUUCGAUUUCCACCACGAUGAAUUAGCAGAUGAUUUGGAUAGACUUCAAGUAUUAAGUGAAUAUUACAAUGAAAAUGAAAUGGACAUUGAUUCUAUAAGCGAAAUUCAUACAUAUAAUGGAGGCUUUACAUCAAUUUCUCCCAAAGAUGCAACACCGAUUUUAGUGUUCAGGAAUUUUUUCACCGAAAAAAUUUUUAGUCGAAUUGUCGAUCAAACAAACAUUUACGAGAAAUAA